Molecule: messenger RNA, 7350 nt
Organism: Tachysurus fulvidraco (yellow catfish)
Lineage: Eukaryota; Metazoa; Chordata; Actinopteri; Siluriformes; Bagridae
Gene: arfgef2
Product: ADP-ribosylation factor guanine nucleotide-exchange factor 2 (brefeldin A-inhibited)
Exons: 40
Coding region: 280-5844 (1854 amino acids)
Biological process (GO): regulation of ARF protein signal transduction
Molecular function (GO): guanyl-nucleotide exchange factor activity
Source: RefSeq, a predicted model, not a curated record
CAGAUUGUUAAUGAGUGUAUAUAAUACUUCAAUAUAAAACAUUGUAUAGUAGUUCAGGGGAAAAAAACUAGACAGACGUUAUGGAUGGUGCCCAUGCGGAGUGACUGAAGACCACGUGACGUGACGCGUCAUUAACAUGGCGACCCAGUGCUGAGACAGCAACGUCUGUCGCUUCGAUACAAGCAGCGGCGACGUCGGCAAGCUUCAGGUAGCAAUUUGACACCUGCAGGAAAGCAGGACUUAGGCCGACAAUGACGGCCUGAAUCUCCGGAGCAAGAAAUGAAAGAGCAACAAGCUGACUUAAAUAAACGGCACACUGAGACAGAAAGCGCUACAACGAAGAGCAUGUUUGUGUCUCGGGCGCUGGAGAAAAUCCUGUCGGAUAAAGAGGUGAAGCGAAGCCAACACAGCCAGCUGCGCAAGGCCUGUCAGGUGGCUCUGGAGGAGAUCAAACUUGAGCUUGAAAACCAGAAGGAUGGUACCGUGGUCCCUCCCAAAGCUAAUUACAUCGAAGCCGACAAGUAUGUUUUACCCUUUGAGUUGGCAUGUCAAUCAAAGUCUCCACGCAUUGUCAGUACGUCGUUGGAUUGCUUACAGAAACUUAUUGCUUAUGGCCAUAUCACUGGCAAUGCCCCAGACAGCGGUGCACCAGGAAAGCGGCUGAUCGACCGACUGUUGGAGACUAUCUGCAACUGUUUUCAGGGUCCGCAGACCGAUGAAGGAGUGCAGCUCCAGAUUAUCAAAGCUCUCCUCACUGCAGUCACGUCUCCUCACAUAGAGAUUCAUGAAGGGACAAUUCUGCUGACUGUGCGCACUUGCUACAACAUCUACCUGGCCAGCCGUAACCUGAUCAACCAGACCACAGCCAAGGCCACACUAACUCAGAUGCUUAAUGUUAUUUUUACGCGCAUGGAGAGCCAAGCGGCUCUCGAAGCCCAGGAAGCAGAGAAAGAAAGGCAGCGGCUUCACGUCCCAAAUCCUGUCCAAACCUCACAAAACAAUUCGCCUACACCAAGAGUGUGUGCGUCCCCACAGAACGGCCCGCCAGAGCCGUGUAUGAGCCCUCCUGCACUCUCAUCCACACCCCCUACUCCUCAGAACACCUCCAUCAACGGACAGUCAGAGAGACCAUUAACGGAAGAGGAAGCGGCUGCACAAGUACAGAAUACAACCCAAACUUCUCAACAAGAACUGCAGGAGUCAGAUCCACUGGAACAGAGGGUUGGUGAGGGAGAGGAGGGUCGUUUGGUGGCUGAGAUGGAGCAAGUCUCAGAGGCUCAGGAGGAGGCAGAGCCAGACAGUGGCCUGGGAGAGAGCUCUGUGGAGGGAGGCUUGGACCAGCAUUCUGACUCUGAGUCCAAAGUGGCACUGCCUGUGACCAGGACAGACACUCAGCAAAUGAAUGGUGUUGUGGAUGACCAAACCUCUGUGUCCUCAGACAUUCUGGAGACUGAAGCACUUCAGAGUACACAGACAGCAGCCCGCUUCUCACACAUCCUACAGAAAGACGCUUUCCUGGUUUUCCGUUCCCUUUGCAAACUAUCCAUGAAGCCGCUGGCUGAUGGCCCACCAGACCCUAAGUCUCAUGAGCUUCGCUCUAAGGUGGUCUCGCUUCAGUUGCUGCUGUCAGUGCUCCAGGGGGCUGGUCCUGUGUUUCGCACACACGAGAUGUUUGUGAACGCUAUCAAGCAAUACUUGUGUGUGGCACUGUCUAAAAACGGAGUCUCAUCUGUGCCUGAGGUGUUUGAACUCUCCCUAGCCAUCUUCCUCACCCUGCUGUCCCACUUUAAAGUACACCUUAAGAUGCAGAUUGAGGUGUUUUUCAGAGAGAUUUUCCUGACUAUUCUAGAAACUACUACCAGCUCUUUUGAGCACAAGUGGAUGGUCAUCCAGACGCUGACUCGCAUUUGUGCAGAUGCCCAGUGUGUAGUGGAUAUCUACGUGAACUAUGACUGUGACCUAAAUGCGGCAAAUAUUUUUGAGCGGCUGGUGAAUGAUCUGUCAAAAAUUGCUCAAGGUCGGAGUGGGCAGGAGCUGGGAAUGACUCAGCUGCAGGAGCUGAGUUUACGCAAGAAAGGAUUAGAAUGCCUGGUGUCUAUUCUGAAAUGCAUGGUGGAGUGGAGCAAAGACCUGUAUGUCAACCCUAACCUGCAGGCCAAUCUAGGGCAGGAGCAUCAGGCUGAUGGAGAAGGAAUAGAAGCUAAACUCCCUGAACACUUGUCCUCUCGCCGAGACAGUGUCGGCUCUCAGGACUCAGCCGUGUCGUCCAGCGUUCAGGCUUCCCAGCCUGACCAUCCUGAACAGUAUGAGGUUAUCAAACAUCAGAAAGAGAUUAUUGAGCAUGGCAUUGAGCUAUUUAAUAAAAAGCCCAAGAGGGGUGUGCAAUACCUACAGGAACAAGGCAUGCUGGGAUCCUCUGCAGAGGACAUCGCUCAGUUUCUGCACCAGGAGGAGAGACUCGAUACAACUCAAGUUGGGGAGUUCCUUGGUGAGAACGCCAAGUUCAAUAAGGAGGUGAUGUACUGCUACGUAGACCAGCUUGACUUCUGUGGCAAGGAUUUUGUGUCGGCAUUGCGCACGUUCCUCGAAGGCUUCAGGUUGCCAGGAGAGGCACAGAAAAUCGAUCGGCUCAUGGAGAAGUUUGCAGCACGCUAUCUAGAGUGCAAUCAGGGGCAGACUCUGUUCGCUAGUGCUGACACGGCCUAUGUGCUCGCAUACUCCAUCAUUAUGUUAACCACCGAUCUGCACAGCCCACAAGUGAAGAGCAAAAUGACAAAAGAACAGUACAUUAAAAUGAACCGUGGCAUUAAUGACAGUAAGGAUCUGCCUGAGGAGUACCUUUCUUCUAUUUAUGAUGAAAUAGCAGGAAAGAAGAUUGCCAUGAAGGAGAGUAAAGAGUACUCCAUCACCCCAAAGUCUAACAAGCAGGCAGGUGUAUCUAGUGAGAAACAGAGACGGCUGCUGUAUAAUGUGGAAAUGGAGCAGAUGGCUAAGACAGCUAAAGCCCUGAUGGAAGCUGUGAGCCACGCUCAGGCUCCUUUCUUCAGUGCCACCCACCUAGAGCAUGUCCGCCCAAUGUUUAAGUUGGCAUGGACACCCCUGUUGGCAGCGUUCAGUGUGGGCCUGCAGGACUGUGAUGACCAGGAGGUGGCGUCUCAGUGUCUGGAGGGAAUCCGCUGUGCUAUCAGGAUUGCCUGCAUUUUCAGCAUGCAGCUGGAGCGUGAUGCAUAUAUUCAGGCCUUGGCCAGGUUUACACUGCUCACUGCUAGCUCCAGCAUUACAGAAAUGAAGCAGAAGAACAUUGACACCAUUAAGACCCUCAUCACUGUAGCACACACUGACGGGAACUACUUGGGCAAUUCUUGGCAUGAGAUUCUGCAGUGUAUCAGUCAGUUAGAACUGGCUCAGCUGAUUGGCACAGGAGUAAAGACGCGCUAUAUCUCCGGUGUUGUCCGAGACCAGGGAGGAAGCAUUAAGGGCUUUCCCACAGGUGGAGAAGAGUUUAUGCCUCUUGGUUUAGGCACACUGGUUGGAGGUCCAGACAGACGUCAGAUGGCUCACAUUCAGGAGUCAGUGGGGGAAACCAGCUCCCAGAGUGUAGUGGUAGCAGUGGACCGAAUUUUCACAGGAUCCACCAGGCUUGAUGGAAAUGCAAUUGUUGACUUUGUGCGCUGGCUAUGUGCGGUGUCAAUGGAUGAAUUGGCUUCUGCUCACCAACCACGCAUGUUCAGCCUGCAAAAGAUUGUGGAGAUCUCCUACUAUAACAUGAACCGCAUCCGACUGCAGUGGUCCCGCAUUUGGCAGGUCAUAGGAGACCACUUCAACAAGGUGGGCUGCAACCCUAACGAGGAUGUGGCCAUCUUUGCUGUUGACUCUCUGAGACAACUUUCCAUGAAGUUUUUGGAGAAAGGGGAGCUGGCCAACUUCCGCUUCCAGAAGGACUUCCUUAGGCCGUUUGAGCACAUUAUGAAGAAGAACAGAUCUCCGACAAUCCGGGACAUGGUGAUCCGCUGUGUAGCUCAGAUGGUGAACUCACAGGCAGCGAACAUUCGCUCAGGAUGGAAGAACAUCUUCUCUGUGUUCCACCAGGCAGCAUCAGACCACGAUGAGUCCAUAGUGGAGCUUGCCUUCCAAACCACAGGACACAUUGUCAUGAAAACGUUUCAGCAGCACUUUGCAGCAGCCAUUGACUCGUUCCAGGAUGCGGUAAAGUGUCUGUCUGAGUUUGUAUGCAAUGCUGCGUUCCCUGACACUAGCAUGGAAGCCAUCCGGCUCAUUCGACACUGUGCCAAAUAUGUGUCUGACAGACCACAGGUACUGAGAGAGUACACUAGUGAUGACAUGAACGUUGCUCCUGGUGACCGGGUGUGGGUGCGAGGCUGGUUCCCUAUCCUGUUCGAGCUCUCCUGUAUCAUCAACCGCUGCAAGCUAGACAUCAGGACCAGAGGGCUGACUGUGAUGUUUGAGAUUAUGAAGAGUUAUGGACACACUUUUGAGAAACACUGGUGGCACGACCUGUUCCGCAUCGUCUUCCGCAUCUUUGACAACAUGAAACUUCCAGAACAGCAGACUGAGAAAACCGAAUGGAUGACCACUACAUGUAACCAUGCACUCUAUGCUAUUUGUGACGUCUUCACGGAGUUCUACGAGCCGCUCAGCGAGGUGUUGCUGGUCGAUGUUUUUGCUCAGCUGCAGUGGUGUGUCAGACAAGAUAAUGAGCAGCUAGCACGUUCAGGCACCAACUGCUUGGAAAACUUGGUUAUCCAGAAUGGAGAGAAGUUCAGUGGGGAAGUUUGGGAUAUCACCUGUACUUGCAUGCUGGAAAUCUUCCAGUCUACCAGCCCUCAUGCCUUGUUGACAUGGAGACCAGCUGGGCAGGAAGAGGAGGUGGGAGAUGGGAAACACAUGGAUGUGGAAAUGGACUCUCAGUCUCAGAGCAGCUUUGAGAGGACACUGUCAGAGAGAGGACAGAGUCAGAUGUCCACAGCUAGUGAUGAGGCCUGGAGGGGAAAGCCCCAUGCACGAAUCAUGAACAUGCUUCACCGUGUACACAUGGACGCUAAGACACGAGUACUGAAUAAAGGAAUGUUCAGUAAUAAAGGAGGAGUUUCGGACCAGAGGCUGUUUGCAGGGCUCCUCAUCAAGUGUGUGGUGCAGCUGGAGCUCAUUCAGACCAUAGAUAACAUUGUCUUCUACCCAGCCACCAGCAAAAAGGAAGACGCUGAGAACAUGGCUGCUGCUCUGAGAGAUUCUCUGGAGGAGAACGAGGUGGGUGAACCAAAGGGUGAGUCAGAGCAAGGCAUGUAUGGGCAUCUUUCUCCUCAGCACCUCUUCAAGCUGCUCGACUGCCUACUUGAGUCACACAGCUUCGCUAAAACCUUCAACUCCAACAACGAGCAGAGGACAGCGCUCUGGAGGGCAGGAUUCAAGGGAAAGUCCAAACCUAACCUACUGAAGCAGGAGACGAGCAGCUUGGCCUGCAGUUUGAGGAUACUGUUCCAAAUGUAUUCGGACAAGCAAUUGCAGGGCGCAUGGCACGACAUCCAGACUCGACUGCUACUUGUGUGCAGUGAAGCCUUGGCCUACUUUAUCAGCCUAACCUCAGAGAGUCACCGAGAGGCCUGGACCAGCUUACUGCUGCUCCUACUCACAAGAACACUCAGGCUCCCUGAUGACAAGUUCAAGCCACAUGCCUCAUGUUACUACCCCCACCUAUGUGAGAUGAUGCAAUUUGACCUUAUCCCUGAGCUGCGUGCUGUCCUGCGUCGUUUCUUCCUCCGCAUCGGUUCAGUCUUCCACAUCGCCACCCCAGAGAUGGCACACACACGAGCCACCGACUCAUAGGCCUCUGCAUGACGUGUGUGUGUGUGUGUGUGUGUCUGUGUGUGUGUGUACUAUGGGAUGAGGAGGCAGGAAGUGAUUUAAAAACCUUAAGUGUUCCAUAUCCCUCCUCGGGUGUGAAGAACCAUGCAGGAUCUGGGUUCUGUGUGUGUAAAACUUACUCGCCGUGUCUGGAUCUCAUGACCUUUUCACCCUUCUGCUCCUUUUGAAGAGAGAACAGCACUGUGAGCCAGCAGAGCUUUUUCUCUAUGCUGACUGUUGAAGAUACUGUGCAGCUCAGUCAAAUCAUAUCAUUUAUACCACAACAGAGGGGGCAGUAUGACAAAAAUAAUUAAUUUAUUAACCAUAUGGUUAUCUAUCCUGUUCCUGAUUGUUACUUGUUGAUUUUUGUUUUGUUUUUUUAUAUAUAUUUUUUGUUGAUCUCUAUCAUUUUUGUCACUAUGUCAACAAACAGCAAUGUCCCAAAGUACAGAGCUGGAAGAGCAAGAGCUAAAUUUACCAUUUACACAUUUGGUACAUGAAGCAAGAUUAUGCCUCUCUCUGAUAAACGAUUUACUAAAUCCUCAGUCAGGAUUCAUAGCAAGAGAUAGAAUGUUUGGGCAGUGAAUGUAUACCUGCUGUGUUAAUAAUCUCUUUUGGUAUAAUUUGAUCAUUUCUAUUAGGAGCAUUAAUGACCAGCAGUGCAAAUGACACACUCCUGCUGGUUUCUCCAAUCAUACUGCAUUCAUAUAACACAGAAGUGAAACAUAACUUUUGAAUUCCAGCUUUAGGUCUUGUGUGUGCCAGGUUACCAGUGAGAAUUUUGAAAAUGGAGAUGAUUAUCUCCUCUUCUGAUGAGCAUUUUAAUAAGAAUACAGAUUAACGGUUAAAUUGAGUUGACUUAAUAUUGGCCAGGGACAGUAGAGCUGCUCACAUUUCUUUUUGAUUUCAUCAUAUGUUCUGUUCAUUCCAUUAACUCGGUAAUACACACUACACACCACCAUAAACGUGCAAACAAACUCUUUGGCUGGGAAAAUGUUAAGAAAAUGCCUGGUCCAUUUGCCUAUAUUUAAGGAAACUUGUAGGUUGCCUUUCUGUUUUUCCUACUAGGUGGAAAGUCCCUGCUUAGUGGACGGAUUCAUCGUCUUUCCAGAUCCAUCGUCAGCUGAGCUUUUCCCCCCAGUAUUCAGUGUGAUCAAGUCAGCUUGCUUCAUUAUCUUGCAGUGUUGCCAUGAACAACACCAAGCAAAUGAUUAAAAAAAGGUUACAUCUACUGUAUAAUGCAGAUUUGUUUAUACUUGAGUAUAACAGUAUAAAGCCUCUGUAGUAACAGAGCGUAUGAAGCUUGGGAUUCGAUUUUAUGCGGAUGUAUUUAAUUCUUUGAAGUGCAUUUAAAUAUUUUCUGAAAGCAUUCCUUCCCUUGCAACUAUAUGUCUACUUUGCGCCCCUGAUGUACGGGGAAUAUAAAUAUAUACAGUAAGAAAAAAUAUGAAGUGUAAAGUUUUCAUGUAAAAUAAAGAAUUAAAUGCA